AUUGGGUGCCUGCGUCAGGGAUUUAAGGAAUUUCGAGCAAGAUACAGGCUUUUUUUUUUCUGGGACUACUCUGCUGUCCUGGGAUCGAGGGUGGAGGAGGGAGAGAUUUUUGGAUUGUUCAGGAGCCCUGCCAUGUGGAUGAAUCACAUAAACAGGAAGGAAAGUAGAAUGGUGCCAGGACAUUUGGAUUGUCUGUGAGCAGACUGUACCGAGAGGCUUGUGCGGGACUUUUCGGUGGGAGAAAGUGGCCGAGUAAAUUUCCAUCACCAUGGGCACAUUCUGGAAGGCAUUCUUGAUUGUCGUUACCUUCUUCCUGGAAGUCUUCAAAGGGCCUCAGCAGGCUCGGUGCCAAGAGAUACCCGAUGUUUACCCCAACCUAGAUGAAAUAGAAGUUCCUCUCCACUCAACAAUCAACCUGAAAUGUUUGGGGAAGAAUGAAGUGGUUUGGGAGUUGCCUUUUAAAGAGGCUGCACAGACUGUCAUUAAAAGAAAUGAAAGCAACAAUAGUGGGAGCUUUGUACAAACACUCGAGGUCCAAAAAGCAACAGGAAUCCACACUGGGAUGUACACGUGCUACUACCCAGCACUUUAUUCCGAUGACGAUGAGAUUGAAGGCCGCAAUAUAUAUGUUUUUGUUCCAGAUCCAGACCAUCCCUUUGUUCCACAACUGAAUUUUGAAAAUAUAGUAAUAGUGGCGGAGGGUGAAGUUGCUGUGAUUCCAUGUCGAGUGUCCGAUCCAAGUCUGCAAGUCACCUUGACCAAUCUUGAAACCGUGAACACUAUCUCUGCUACCUACGAUAAUAAAGAAGGAUUCAGAGGGCUCUUCAAGGAGGGGACGUACAUCUGUGUCACAACAAUCAACGACGUGAAGCACAAAUCAGAAGAGUACAUUGUUAAUACAUUUAAAGUGGCAAAGGAUCUGAAAGUUGAAAUAGAAGCUUUAAAAAAUGUAGUCAAAGUGGGAGAAAGCAUCCUUGUUACUUGCAAAGUAGUGGAUAAUGAAGUGGUGACCAUCAACUGGAAUUACCCAGGAAAAAACAAGGGAAAGGAAGAUCUCAAGGAAGUAAAACAACCAUCCAUAAUAAUUACAAAGACCCUUGAAAUUGAGGAAGCCACGUUGGAAGAUACUGGGAUCUAUGAAUGUUCUGUGUCACAUGCAACUCAAGCAACAUAUAGAAAAAAGCAUGUUUACAUCGAAGUUAGAGAGAACGGAUUUAUACAUUUGGAUCCCAGUUUUGGAACAGAAGAGUUUGCAGAUCUACAUGAAGUCAAGCAGUUUGUGGUCAACAUUGAGGCCUACCCAGCACCCACUGUUCAGUGGCUGAAGAACAAUGUUACUCUGCAUGAAGAUAACAAUGAAGUGAUCAUUAACACAGUAAAUAUCCAGAAAAUCAGGUAUCAGAGUAAUCUAACCCUGAUUCGCGCAAAGAAACAAGACAGUGGAAUGUACAGUAUUAUCGUUGGAAAUGAAGAUAAUCGUACCAUUUUUACCUUCUUCUUGCAGGUGAAAGUGCCAGCAAAGAUCAUCAAUCUUGUUGACCUGCACCAUGGCUCUGCGAAUGGGCAGAUUGUUUCAUGCUCUGCAGAUGGGACACCCAGCCCAGAGGUCGAGUGGCUAAUCUGUACAGAUCUAAAAAAGUGUGCCAACGACUCAAUGCUGUGGAAUGUCCUGCACAGCAAUUCAAGUGAUAUAAGUAUUGAGACUCACCAGACGAAGAAAAACACUGUGGAGAGCAAACUGACAUUUCAGAAAGUGGAUAAUACAAUGGCCGUGAAAUGUAUUGCAAAGAAUGAGCUUGCUGUUGUUGCACGUGAAGUCAAACUGGUGGCUCACAAUUUACACUCUGAGUUGACUGUGGCUGCGGCAGUCUUGGUACUGCUGGUUAUCGUGAUCAUUUCCUUGAUAGUACUUGUUGUAGUUUGGAAACAGAAACCAAGGUAUGAAAUACGUUGGAGAGUCAUUGAAUCCAUAAGUCCAGAUGGCCAUGAAUAUAUUUAUGUUGAUCCCAUGCAACUUCCCUAUGAUACAAGAUGGGAGUUUCCUAGGGAUGGACUUGUCCUUGGGCGCAUUCUUGGUUCUGGAGCAUUUGGAAAGGUGGUUGAAGGAACUGCAUAUGGUUUAAGUCGCUCACAGCCUGUCAUGAAAGUUGCAGUGAAAAUGCUAAAGCCAACUGCUCGUUCCAGUGAGAAACAGGCCUUGAUGUCAGAGCUGAAGAUAAUGACUCAUCUCGGUCCACAUUUAAACAUUGUUAAUCUGCUAGGGGCUUGUACAAAAGCAGGUCCCAUUUACAUCAUUACUGAGUACUGUUUCUAUGGUGAUCUGGUCAACUACCUGCAUAAAAACAGGGACAGCUUUAUAAGUCGAUAUUCUGAAAAAGGAAAGAAAGAAGUGGAUAUUUUUGGUAUAAACCCUGCUGAUGAAAGCACACGAAGUUACGUGAUCUUGUCUUUUGAGAGCAAUGGGGAUUACAUGGAUAUGAAACAAGCAGAAAGCACCCAGUAUGUGCCAAUGUUAGAAAGAAAAUCCAGCUUCAAGUACACUGACAUCCAGCAGCACAUGUACGAUCAUCCACCAUCGCAGAAAAAGAAGUCCUUGUCAGAAACAACAGAAUCUUGGAAUCCUCUUUUGGAUGACAGUUCAGAGGGGCUUUCUUUCAUGGAUCUAAUCAGCUUUACCUUUCAAGUUGCACAAGGAAUGGAGUUUCUGGCUUCUAAAAAUUGUGUGCAUCGUGAUUUGGCAGCACGUAAUGUUCUUCUGGCUCAAGGAAAGAUUGUCAAGAUCUGUGACUUUGGCUUGGCACGAGACAUCAUGCAUGAUUCCAACUAUGUUUCUAAAGGCAAUACAUUCCUACCAGUGAAGUGGAUGGCUCCUGAGAGCAUAUUCGACAACUUGUACACUACUCUGAGUGAUGUCUGGUCCUACGGCAUUCUUCUUUGGGAAAUAUUCUCUUUAGGUGGCACACCGUAUCCAGGGAUGAUGGUUGACUCCAACUUUUACAAUAAGAUCAAGAGUGGUUACAGGAUGACAAAACCAGAACAUGCUUCUUCAGAUGUCUAUGACCUGAUGGUGAAAUGCUGGAACAGCGAGCCUGAGAAAAGGCCUUCCUUUACACGCCUGGCUGAAAUUAUUGGUGGCUUAUUACCAGAAGCCUACAAGAAGAGCUACAAACAGAUGAAUGAUGACUUUCUGAAGAGUGACCAUCCAGCUGUUGCUCGCAUGAGGGCAGAGUCCACUGAUCCUUACAUUGGAGUGAACUACAACAAUGGAAAUAAAAAGAAAGACCGGGAGAGUGGAUUCGAUGAGCAGCGGUUAAGUGCUGACAGUGGCUACAUCAUCCCACUGCCUGAUAUUGAUCCAGUCACAGACAACGACCCUAGUUCUUCAAGGAACCGCCAUAGUUCCCAGACAUCUGAAGAAAGUGCAAUAGAGACCGGUUCCAGCAGCUCUACCUUUAUAAAGCGAGAAGAUGAAACCAUUGAAGAUAUGGAAAUGAUGGAUGAUGUAGCAAUUGAUCCUUCAGACUUAGUGGAGGACAGCUUCCUGUAACCAGCUUUUUUGUGGGAAAAUAAACUUGCCCUAUCCCAGACAUGACCUUCUCUAUAACCACUUACUGAGGCAUGCCCAAGCAGAGAAGCUUGAGGAGGGAAUUUGAUGGUACAUCUGAAAGUGAGGCCAAAUUGGAAAGAUAUCCUGGGACCAAGAUAUGAUUUGUAUUAUAGUACAUAUCAUAUGUCUAUUUCAGUGCAUUAUUUUUCUAUUACGGUACACUCUAUAGUGUUUAUUUUAGGGUGUAUACCCACUGCUAUUCCUCUGGACUAAACAUAAUGCUAAACAAAGUUGUGUGUUUCAAAGACUUUGCUUCAUCAAAAUGGUCCUAUAUCUAGAUAUUUCAUCGCAUUUAUCAGACUGCUUCAUAUGCACAUAAUGAUAACCCUUAUUAAGAAUGUAUGCUGUGUACUUAAUGUUGUACCAUAUGAAUUAUAUCUACAUCAAUAGAUAGACAAUGACUUUAGUAUUCUCCAGGUGGGUUACAAUCAGUUGUUUGUCAUUGUUUUCAGAUACCAAUGCACAUCUUCAUUUAAACAGGCAUUCUUUUUAGUGCUUACUUUCUAACUACAAAGGACUUCUAUUUUUUGCAAAGCACAAUUUUUUGGGAGUAACUAACUGUAAAGAAUGCACUGCAUCUAUGCAAGAUCCUACACUUGAAUAUUUCAAAUAUUUGUGUAAACUCAUGAAAACAUCACAGACGUGAACUACAACCUACAUUGAAAAGCUAAGAGCUUGGAAUCCACAGUUAUAACUCAGUUUGUGGAUUGAGCCAACAUAUCAACUGACUUGUUUGUCAAUGCAACCUUUUGGAAAUCAAAGGAUUUGCAGAGCAUGGAGAACUGGUAUAUUUGAGCCAGCUGUAAAUGACCUGGUGAAUUGUGGCCAAGACAUGCCAACAGUUAUGAAGAGGAGUUACUGAAGAAAGUUCUCUUCAAAGUGAACUAAAAGGAAAAGCAAGCCGUUUCUUUUGAGCCGGGAUUUGAAGGAUGAAUCUGGUCAUGGAGAGCGUUGGUUAAAUAGUAAACAAAUUAUAACAUUACUUUAUGGGCCAAAUACCACAAAUACUUCUGAAGUUUAAGGAGGAUGCCAUAAAGCACAGAAUUCCAUUAUGUAAAUAUUGUAAAUUCAUUCUUACUAAUGUGCUGAAAGUCAACUCAUUUUGAGGCAUCUUAAUUCAUUAAGUGAAGUGAUGAUAUGCUAUUAAACUGAACUUGGCUAUCAUCAAUAAGGGAAGGACCCUUUACAUUUUCUAAGAUUCCAGGCUGGAGGAUUGAAAUGUUUUAUAAAACUGAUGUCUUUACCAUACAUUAAGGAUCAGCUUUGUACUGAACGAAUCAGUCAUGACAGAAUUCUAUUGAAUGGUCUAAAGAACAUUAACAUGUAUCAUUUAAUGAAAGUAGCUGGCUUAAAAAUUGCUGUUUGAAUUUGAUAACUAGUCAAGAUACUAGUCAUAAUCUGGAUUAAGUUUUCCGAUUUUUUUCUGUGUAUGUGUGUGUGUGUAUAUAUAUACACACAAAAUUAUCAUGAAACCUUCCAGGGAUAAUCAUUAGAUAAAAACUUCUGAGAACUCAAACUAAGAGCAACAUUAACUUAGCUACUUCCUAAACUAUCAAUGCAAAAAUUUAAGCACGUGGUUAAAGAUGAAUACAGAAAAUGCUGGAAAUAGUCAGCAAGUCAGGUUACAUCUGUGGGAAGGGAAAUAAAGUUAAUGUUUCCUGUGGAAGACCCUUCAUCAGACCUAGGAAAGAGAGAAAUGAAGCUGAGAGGGAAUGUCUGUGUUAGGGUAAAACCUAGAUGACCAUGGGGCUAAGCUGUAAACAAACAAAUCUGAUCACUGAGUGAAUGGGAGCAGUUAGAGAGAGAGAACAGACAAACACACACACACACACACACACGCACACACACACAAAUGUAGGAGUUAUGAAAUACAGAUCUAGAAUAUCUGACAGGACAGGUUGGGAAUAUCUUCCACUCACAGAGGCAGUGCAAAAGAAAACUAAGGGAAAAAGCACCAAAGAAGUCAAGCCAAUGACACAGAUGAACUGAAUGAUACAAAGAAAUCAAGCUACCUGAAGCUGUAUGAAUUGCAUUUCAUAUCUCUUACAGUCUUUUGUCUGUGUUCUCCUGCCCUUGUUUAUGUUAUCACCCUGGAUUGACUCUUUCAGAGACCUACCCUCACUGCAGGUUUAUGAGCUCCUUUCUUUCCCAAUAUGAUGAAGCUGUUCAACCUGAACCAUUGACUCUGUUUAAUCUCCCCUUAUAUACAGCCUGAAAUGCUCAGUAAGUCAAGCAUUUUUUGUUUACAAUUUAAAUUUAGAGCAAAUUCAGUUAAAAAAAUCAUUAACUAACAAGUUUUCCCACCUGAUGACAUGAUUUAAAUAUUGUCAUUGAGACGGGCUUGGAGCCUAGUAGGGAUAAGUUUGGAUGUUGUUUGGCUUAUUUCUGACUCAGUGAAGACCACCUUUGUGCUUGUAUUUUUGAUUGAGCAAAGUGCAUUACUGAGCCUCUCUGCUCCAAGCUACUAACUGUUAAGGCAUUAACAUAUUAUACAUUCCAUGGCACAUUGCAGUAGCUGUAUAGAGUAAUAUUAGAAAAUAUGUAUGAAGAGAAACUGAUUACAAACCACUUUUUCAAGUGCUUUCCAUUGUUGUAUUUUGUCCUGAUAUUGAUGAUACUACAUACUAUCUCCUGCUCAAAUCAAUAUUAGAAAUCAUAAAACACUCCAUAUCUAACAAUAAAACAAGAGCAAACAUAUUAAGAGACUAUUGAAAUUCAUGAAAAUUUGUUUUCUAUAAAAUGUAUGAUAAAAUGUAAAGAAAAUAAUGAGUAACUUUGCAGGCUGAUAUGUUCAGUAUUUCCAUUCAGAGAGGGAUUUCAAAUAUUAAAUGAACAAGCUAAUGAGGCAGAUCAAAAUGAUGUAGCAUUGUCUAGGAAUCAUGACUUUUUCUUUGAAUGGUUUGAAUGUUGAAUAUUAUCCAAUGGUUCUACAAAGUUACCAGGCACAUUGGAUAUAUAUGAUGAUGUUAUACAUCACUUCUGUAUAUAUAUACAUAUAUAUAUGUGUAUUUCAGUGUAGUCAAUUGAGUUACUGCCAUACAUUUAUGAAUAGCUGUAUCACUGCCUAUGUUUAUAUUUUUGACUGUGAUGUUAGCCACAGGAACGUUACAUGUUGCACUUUUGAAUGUCCUAAAAGUUAUAUUUUAAAAUGUAAAAAAAACGAGAUGAUUUCAAAGGGAUUGAAUUGUUAAUGUGUAUUUGAAUGCAUAUGUGGGUUGAAGUUUCAGACAUUUUAUUAUGACAAAAUUACACAGUUUUAAAUACUUUUUUAAAAAGAAUUACUUUAUGUUACAUCAAAUACACAUUGUCUAAACUCAGAAUUUCUAUUUCAAUAAAUUCGUAUGAAUUUA
Messenger RNA from Hypanus sabinus (Atlantic stingray), 6957 nucleotides. It is a transcript of the gene pdgfra, whose product is annotated as platelet-derived growth factor receptor, alpha polypeptide. Bases 269 to 3547 code for a protein of 1092 amino acids. The transcript is spliced from 23 exons. NCBI's taxonomy places the organism in Eukaryota, Metazoa, Chordata, Chondrichthyes, Myliobatiformes, Dasyatidae. Gene Ontology annotation, cellular component: signaling receptor complex. Gene Ontology annotation, biological process: embryonic cranial skeleton morphogenesis; cell surface receptor protein tyrosine kinase signaling pathway; multicellular organism development. Gene Ontology annotation, molecular function: ATP binding; platelet-derived growth factor binding; platelet-derived growth factor alpha-receptor activity. The record is from RefSeq and is a predicted model, not a curated record.